AUGUUCUCUAUAAUACGAAGACGUCCAGUGCUGCAGAGAGCCAUUUUAACGACUUCUUUAGUACGGAGAGAAUUCCUUAGCAAUGUCCAAGUACCGUUCCAGGAUGAUCUCACCUCCACAGAUUUUGAUGAUUUCAACCUAGGAGACUUCCAGCACUACCAGGAGUCUCCUGAUGUGAUUGCAAAGAGGUACGAAAUGAUGAAUGAAACUAUACCAGAACCAGAAAACCAGCCCUAUAUUUCUACAGAUACUUCAAUUUCAAAUCUACAAGAUUUAGUCCAGCUCAAGGAGCCUUUGGUAUUUCAGUCUAAAUUGACAAGCCCAUACUUGAAUCUUGCUAUUGAGCUGUAUAUCUACGACAAUAUGCCUAAGCCAGAAACUGACGAUAUCAACUACAAUAGGUUGAUGUUCUAUGUCAACUCUCCUUGUGUAGUGAUAGGCAAGAAUCAAAAUCCGUGGAAGGAAGUCAACUUGCCUUUGCUCACAAAUUUGAUGAUACCACUUGUUCGUAGAAAGUCCGGCGGAGGAACGGUAGUUCAUGAUCUCGGAAAUAUCAACUACUCGUUCAUGACAACAAAGGAGAAAUUUGACCGAUUCCAAUUUGCUCACUUGGUCAGAGAUGCUGUAAACUCGUCCGGCUUUGGAAAGUACCAGCUAGAAGUAAAUGACCGUGGAGAUAUCACGACCACCAAACAAGAAGAUGGAGUCAACUACAAGAUCAGUGGAUCGGCUUAUAAACUCUCACGUGGAAAGUCGUAUCACCAUGGAACGAUGUUGUUGAAUCUGAGAUUAGAUGUAUUGGGUAAACUUUUACACAGAGACGAGAACAAAUUGGGAAAAGUCGAUGCCAGCAAUGUGAUUAACUCGGUGAAAUCAAAAGUGUCCAAUUUGGAAAUGGAGUCAGACAAGUUUGUAGAAGUCGUCAGCUCAGGAUUCCAAAACGUUUAUGGAACUGUUGAGCAAUGCAAUGUAGAACAAGCAGAAAGUGAAGAAGAAUUUGAUCAGAACGAAUUAUUUGGCUUGUCUGACUUUGUAUCUGCAAACUCGACGAAGAAUGUUAAAAAAUUCACUAUUGACGAGAUGACUGAAUUGCCUUCAGCAAUUGUAGAGGUAGCUGAAGAACUCAAGACCUGGGCUUGGAGAUUUGGGUCUACUCCCAAAUUUACUCACGAAUUGUAUAACAACAAGCUAGGCUUUAAAGUCAAGUUUUUUGUAGGAAAAAAUGCAAAGGUUGAAGGUUUCGAAUUGUCAUUUAUGAAUUUUACAGAAAGACCUAUCUCAGAAGCAAAAAUCAGAGACAGUUUUGAGUAUUUGGAAACUUUCAUUAAAGAUAACAACUUGGAGUACACUGGCUCUAAUGUUGCUGGAUUUAUCACCAAUGAUAUCAUUUCGGACUGGGUUGGCGAGUCUAUUGAUGGGACAGUGUAG
Molecule: messenger RNA, 1428 nt
Organism: Scheffersomyces stipitis CBS 6054
Lineage: Eukaryota; Fungi; Ascomycota; Pichiomycetes; Serinales; Debaryomycetaceae
Product: putative lipoate--protein ligase
Exons: 2
Coding region: 1-1428 (475 amino acids)
Biological process (GO): protein lipoylation
Cellular component (GO): mitochondrion; cytoplasm
Molecular function (GO): lipoyltransferase activity
Source: RefSeq, a predicted model, not a curated record